This is a messenger RNA of Aethalodelphis obliquidens (Pacific white-sided dolphin), 8403 nucleotides long. RefSeq names its product pleckstrin homology and RhoGEF domain containing G5 (gene PLEKHG5). The transcript is spliced from 20 exons. Bases 4391 to 7609 code for a protein of 1072 amino acids. Gene Ontology annotation, molecular function: guanyl-nucleotide exchange factor activity. Gene Ontology annotation, cellular component: endocytic vesicle; plasma membrane; axon. Gene Ontology annotation, biological process: Rho protein signal transduction; endothelial cell migration. Lineage: Eukaryota; Metazoa; Chordata; Mammalia; Artiodactyla; Delphinidae. The record is from RefSeq and is a predicted model, not a curated record.
UGGGGUCCGGACGGGGGUGGGUCCGGGCGCCAAGACUCUCCCUGAAUGAAUGGACAGAACCCUGGGUGGAGGGUCCCGCACAGUCCUAGGCCAGCAGGUGGGUGUCGAUGGGCGCCACUGGCCUUGCCUCCGCUUACUUGAGGGUGGAAUGGGCUCCAGCGCCCGCCUCCACAGUGACUCUAGGGUGCGGUCGGCUGGGAGACAUGGUCGUGAGGAGUCUGCAGGGCCCCAGCCCUGGUGUGAGGGCUGCUGGUGGGGCGAGGGCAUCUGAAGGGGCUUUGGCGCGGCUUGGUUGGGUGGUUUCGGCGACCUUGCCCCAUCUGGGCGUCCGAGUCGGUCCCAGGCGGAAAGCCCUCUCGAGGCCGGCAGGGGGCGCGAGAGUCUGCACCUCAGGCAGCCUGGGCCAAGCCUGGCCCCCGCUAGGGGGAAGGGCAGAGGGACAGGACCCACGAAGCCAGGACAGGCCCUGGCCCACCUUGAUGAAAGACUGAGGACUUGGAGGCCCAGGGGGCCCAGGGCCCCACAGAUUCCUCCAUUGCCUUCCCCAGGUUUGGGGGGCUCUAGGAGGAUCUCACUAUUUCUCUGCCCCUUUGCCAGAGUCCAGGCACACAAUGGGACCCAGCAGCCAUGCCUAGAUAGAAGAUUCUAGAGAACUGGCCAGUGCCCUCUUCACACAGGUGGGGAAGGGCAGAGGGGUAGAUGGGCCCCAGAAGCAGGUCUCCCACAGCCCAGGCCUGUGCUCUCUGCCCCACUCCCUCCCAAGGAGCCUUUUGUGUGGCUCUGAAGAAAGAGGCGCCAGGAGAAGGGCACAGGCUGCCACGCCGGGGUCCUGUGCAGGGACUGGGCAGGAGGUGAAGUUCAUGAACCACAGCCUUUCCUUCUCCCCCUAGCACCCACCAGUCCCAGCUGUUCGGCUCCCUGGGGAAGAAGGGGCCUUGCUGGCUUCUGCAGCUGGUGCAGUAGGGCUGGCCUGCAGAGAGGUGCUCUACACCCCUGCCAUCUGCCCUGCACAGGGCAGGGCCUUAGGGCAGGCUCUGUGUCCAGGUGGACCCCAGGAUGAGGGGUGAGGCCGAGGCCUAGGGGAAGGGAGGAGCCAGGUGGGCCGCUGGGAGCGGGAGAGCAGCCUGGCAGAGCUGGCUCCCCACCGGCUGACGUGCCCACGCGUGCGGCCUCCACCCCUGGAUUUCCAAGGUACCAGAUGGGGCCCUGGGGCUGGUAGUCUCCCAGGGGAGCUUAGCUCAGAUAGGGAGCCCCUGGGCAGGGGUAUCCCCCUGGCCAGGGAGCCCCAACUCCUGGUUCUAGGCCAGUCUUCUGUGGACAGAGCACAGAACUGGCUCCAGACCUUGGUCCAGACCUGUGACCUCUCCUAGACAAGGAGCUCCCUCUCCCACUGCAGACCAGGCUGGGGCCCCAGCCCGCUGUGGGGGAGGGGAUGCCCACAGGCCUCUGCUUUUCUGGGGCUGGGGAGGUGGUGCUGGGCGGGAGUGGGAGGGGGGCUCCUGCCUUGGUGACUCCAUUAUUCAUCAGCCCCAGCAUCUGGUUUCUCGGUAUCAGUUUCAACAAGCCAGUCCUGACUCAUGAGCCUGGAGCUGCGGCUGGGCUGGGGAGGGGCCCCCUCCCCAGGGAGUCAGGGGCUGGGACCUUUUGGGCCUGCGCAUGGGCCAUUUCAGCUCUCUUGUGUAGAGAGGAGGUGGGAACCUCAGAGCCUGAUGAGGCCUCCUCCCUCCCCUGGUGCAGGGGCCUGGGGUGCCUUUCCUCCCCUGCUCUGCAGGUUCCUUGACCCUGCACUCUUGGCUCUGGGGCAACAGGGCCCUGGCUUUCUAAGGAGCAGCCCCAGCCCUGGAUGGAGGACCCAGGCAGGAGCAUGAUUCAGGGUGGCCAGAACCUGGUCACUCAGGUGACCUCUGGUGACCUGUCCUGGCCCAGCCCUGAUGGUCUCCACUUGAUGCAACCUGGUUACCCUAGGCCAGUGGGCUUGGGGAUCUGCCCUGUCCCCAAGGGGGUGGACCUCAAGGCCCUGCUGCCCAAACCACCACUUGGCUGGCCUUCAUGUCCCCAUGCCUUCUCUGUGCCUGAGGCACAUGGGUAGUGGUCCAGUGGGCAUCUGCUGUUAGUACUAGUCACUUUACCUUUCCGAACCUCAGUUUCUUUGUCUGUUGAAUGGGGGUAGUACCAGUGUUUCCUCCUUACGGUCUUUUAGAAGAGUGAACAGGACUUGGCACAGGCCUGGGCACUUGGGACUGCUCAGCGGCUGGCCACGGAGGGCAGCAGUAGGGGCAGGGGGCAUGCGCAACACCUCCAAGCUUUGAGGUGGAAACGGACCUGCCUGGGGCCAGCAAGCCAAGGUCAUGGAUGCUAGGAGGAAGGAGAGAACCUGUGGACAGGCAGUGGGGAAUGCUUUGUUGACUGUUGGCCACAGAAGGGGACAUCCUGGCCAAGACCUUUCAGGCCCCAGUGGCCUUCUCUGGCACGAAGCCCCUUCCUCCGCUUUCAUUCAUCCAUUUAUCAUCUAGUCUGCACAGAGCAUCUACGGUGGCCAGGACUAUUCUAAGUGCCGAGGAUGAAGUGUGGGCCAGACAGCCAAGACUCCUGGCCACUGGAGAGGAUAGUCUAGCAGGGAAAAGUGAUAAUCAAGAAGUGAACAAAGAAAUAAAAUAAUUUCAGGUAGUAAUAGCUGCUUCGGAGGAAAUAAUUCAAUGUAAGGGGUUUGAGAGUUCCAGGGUAAGGGGCUAUUUAUUUUGAGAGACGGGUGAAGACCUCCUUGGGAGGUAGCAGUUAAGGUGGGGCCCAGUGCCAGCUGUUGGAAGAUCAGGGGCACGUUGUGUCCCAGACAGAGAAUGCAGAGGUGCAGGCUCUGAGCUUGGUGAGUUGUAGGGAUGAAGGAAUCCAGCACGGUGGACCACCCUGUGGAACUGGCCAGAGGGCACGGUAGGAGCCAGGCCACAGUUGGGAUUUUAUUUUAAGCAAGAUGGGAAGCCACAGGAGGGUUUGUGGAGGAGUGACAUGAUCAGGCUUUAGUUUACAAGAGAUGUGCCAGUGGUGUGGACAGGGGGAUGGCCCAGGAUUUGGGAGCAGAGGGGGUCCUGGAAAGCUCCCGGCCCGAAUAAAUUGCUGCUCUCCCACCCUCUUUCCACCCAGAACCAUAUUGAGGGGGAGCUGACUAGGGGAUGGGAGGGGGCUGAUGACAGCAUGUCCCCCUCCCCCAUGGGUCCUGAGGAGUUCCCCAGGGAGGCCAUUCCAGAACCUCAGAGUCAAAAGUCUGGGUGUCAGUCCUGCCUGUGGACUUUUCCCUCACUUUAUCCGCCACGCGAUGAAUGAAGAUAACAGUGCCCCCCUCCGCCUCCCGGGAAUGAGUGUAAAAGCGCUUUGACAACCUACAGUGGGGACCCCGGCACCCCAAUCCUGGUCGGCGUCCUCGCCAGUCUCUGAUGAGCGCCCCCUGGCGGUAGGGCACCCGGAAGCUCCCGCGUGGCCCCUGGGCCGGAGGGACCAGCCUGCAGCAGCAGGGGCCUCACAGAAAGCUGAGUUGGGCUGCGGGGUUUUCCGCGACACCCCCGUCUCACUGUGCUCCUGGAGGCUCCCCAAGGACUACCCUCUCCGCCCCGCGCGCCUGCCUUCUGCCCGCCGCCUCCACCUGUGGUCACCGGCGCCCCUCUGCUCCUCUGCCAGCACCACUGGCCUAGGCAGUGGGAGCGGGGGUCCCCCGGGCUCAGGCUCUGAGCCGGGGGUCGCUUGGAUUGUGGGCGGGCACUAAGAGGACCCUCAGGAGGGCCUCUGAGCGCCGGCUGUGGCUGAGGCGGGGAAGUCGGUGGUCAGAGCAGAGACAGAUGUCCUCGGAGCUGGACAGGGAGCGGGGGUCUGAGGACCCGGAGAGGGAUGUGUCCCUGGUCUGGUCCCCCCUCUUCUGCCGCCAGCAUGAAGGGAGUUCCCUCAGGGGAGGGGGAAGAGGUCCCCCGGGCUGAGGCUCUGGGGCGGGGGUCCCCAGGGCUGGGGGGAAGGGACUGAGAUGCCCUUUCGGCCGGGAGGGAUCUCCUGUGCCCCAGCCGUUUGCGUUGGGGUCGGGAUGGAGGUCUGAGCAGAGUGGGGCGCCCGUGGGACUGGGCGGGGGCCGGGAUUCCGCAGUCAAGGCGAGGGCGUUUGUCACCGGCGGGCCCCCUGCCCCCAGCAUCCAAGGAGUUCCCCUGGAGGAAGGAGGAGGUCCGGGAGGGACCCUCUGAGCCCGGGACCUUUGGGCCGGGGGUCAGAGCCGGGCUGCGGGCGGGAGGGUGGGUGUUCCCCGCCCCCGGGGUCCCGGCGCGCUCAGCGGGCGGGCGCGGCCGCACAAUGGCAGGAAGCGGGGCUCCGCGCUUUGUCCGGCGGGCGGCGCAGACCGCCGCUUCCUCCGGCCGCCAUGGGGACGGGACCCGGCGUCUCCGGGCGCCGCGCGGCCUCCAGGCCGAGCCCCGGGCUGCCCUCCCGGGACUCCGAGCCCGGCUGGGCGGGGGGUCGCGGCCGCCACGGGGAAGACCAGAUAUGCCACCACGCCGACUGCCAGCAGCUGCACCGCCGGGGCCCCCUCAGCCUCUGCGAGGCCUGUGACAGCAAGUUCCACGGUGCCAUGCAUUAUGAUGGGCACGUCCGCUUCGACCUGCCCCCCCAAGGCUCUGUCCUGGCUCGGAAUGUGUCCACCCGGUCAUGCCCCCCGCGCACCAGCCCUGCAGUGGACAUAGAGGAGGAGGAAGAGAGCUCUGUGGAUGGCAAGGGGGACCGGAAGAGCACAGGCCUGAAGCUCUCCAAGAAGAAAGCCUGGAGGAGACACACAGAUGACCCAAGCAAGGAGUGCUUCACGCUGAAAUUUGACCUGAACGUGGAUAUCGAGACAGAGAUCGUACCAGCCAUGAAGAAGAAGUCGCUGGGGGAGGUGCUGCUGCCAGUAUUUGAAAGGAAGGGCAUUGCGCUGGGCAAAGUGGAUAUCUACCUGGACCAGUCCAACACGCCCCUGUCCCUCACCUUUGAGGCCUACAGGUUCGGGGGACACUACCUGCGGGUCAAAGCCAAGCCAGGGGACGAGGGGAAGGUGGAGCAGGGGGUGAAGGACUCCAAGUCCCUGAGUCUGCCAAUCCUGCGGCCAGCCGGGGCUGGGCCCCCCACCCAGGAGCGUGUGGACCCGCAGAGCCGCCGGGAGAGCCUGGACAUCCUGGCCCCUGGCCGCCGACGCAAGAACAUGUCGGAGUUCCUGGGGGAGGCGAGCAUCCCUGGGCAGGAGCCCCCAGCGCCCUCCAGCUGCUCUCUGCCCAGCGGCAGCAGUAGCGGCAGCAGCAGCAGUGGCGGCAGUGACAGCUGGAAGAACCGGGCGGCCAGUCGCUUCAGCGGCUUCUUCAGCUCAGGCCCCAGCACCAGCGCCUUCGGCCGGGAGGUGGCCAAGCUGGAGCAGCUGGAGGGCAAGCUGCACGCCUACAGCCUCUUUGGGCUGCCCAGGCUGCCCCGGAGGCUGUGCUUUGACCAUGACUCAUGGGAGGAGGAAGGUGACGAAGAGGAGUACGAGGACGACGCCUGCCUGCGGCUGGAGGACAGCUGGCGGGAGCUCAUCGAUGGCCACGAGAAGCUGACCCGGCGGCAGUGCCACCAGCAGGAGGCGGUGUGGGAGCUCCUGCACACAGAGGCCUCCUACAUUAAGAAACUGAGGGUGAUCACCAACCUGUUCCUGUGCUGCCUCCUGAAUCUGCAAGAGUCAGGGCUGCUGUGUGAGGUGGAGGCGGAGCGCCUGUUCAGCAACGUCCCGGAGAUCGCGCGGCUGCACCGCGGGCUGUGGGGCAGCGUGAUGGCGCCAGUGCUGGAGAAGGCGCGGCGCACGCGGGCGCUGCUGCAGCCCGGGGAUUUCCUCAAAGGCUUUAAGAUGUUCGGCUCCCUCUUCAAGCCCUACAUCCGAUACUGCAUGGAGGAGGAGGGCUGCAUGGAGUACAUGCGGGGCCUACUACGCGACAACGACCUCUUCCGGGCCUACGUCACGUGGGCCGAGAAGCACCAGCAGUGCCAGCGGCUGAAGCUGAGCGACAUGCUGGCCAAGCCCCACCAGCGGCUCACCAAGUACCCGCUGCUGCUCAAGUCGGUGCUAAGGAAGACCGACGAGCCGCGCGCCAAGGAGGCCGUCGUCACCAUGAUCGGCUCGGUGGAGCGCUUCAUCCACCACGUGAACACGUGCAUGCGGCAGCGACAGGAGAGGCAGCGGCUGGCGGCCGUGGUGAGCCGCAUCGACGCCUACGAGGUGGUGGAGGGCAGCAACGACGAGGUGGACAAGCUCCUGAAGGAAUUUCUACAUCUGGACCUGACAGCACCCAUCCCUGGCGCCUCCCCUGAGGAGACACGCCAGCUGCUGCUGGAAGGGAGCCUGAGGAUGAAGGAGGGGAAGGACAGCAAGAUGGACGUGUACUGCUUCCUCUUCACCGACCUGCUCUUGGUGACCAAGGCAGUGAAGAAGGCAGAGAGGACCAAGGUGAUCAGGCCACCACUGCUGGUGGAAAAGAUCGUGUGCCGGGAGCUUCGGGACCCUGGGUCCUUCCUUCUCAUCUACCUGAACGAGUUCCACAGUGCUGUGGGGGCCUACACGUUCCAGGCCAGCGGCCAGGCUUUGUGCCGUGGCUGGGUGGACGCCAUCUACGAUGCCCAGAGCCAGCUUCAGCAGCUGCGUGUGCAGGAGCACCCAGGCAGCCAGCAGCACCUGCAGAGCCUGGAAGAGGAGGAGGACGGGCCGGAGGACGAGGACGAGGAAGGAGGGGAGAGCAGCGCAUCGGCUGCCAGUUCCCCUACCGCCCUGCGCAAAAGCAGCAGCAGCCUCGACUCGCAGCGCUGUGUCUCGGAUGGCUCCACGGAGACCCUGGCCAUGGUGGUGGUGGAGCCUGGGGGGAUGCUGUCCUCUCCCGAGUUCGAGGGCGGCCCCUUCAGCUCCCAAUCAGACGAGACCUCUCUCGGCACCACCGCCUCGUCUGUCACGCCCACCAGCGAGCUGCUGCCCCUGGGCCCAGUGGAUGGCCGCUCCUGCUCUAUAGACUCCGCCUACGGCACCCUCUCCCCGACCUCCCUGCAAGACUUUAUGGCCCCGGCCCCUACGGUGGAGCCAGCACUCCGGCCCCCAGAGUCAUCGCGAGCCCCUUCACCCCCACCCUCGCCCCGCCUCCGCCGACGCACUCCUGUCCAGCUGCUGCCCUGUCUGCCCCACCUGCUCAAGUCCAAAUCUGAGGCCAGUCUCCUCCAGCUGCUGUCGGGGGCCACCACCCGUGGAGCACCCCCAGCCCCUAGCCGCAGCCUGUCGGAACUCUGCUUGGCUGCUACCGUCCCUGGCACCAGGACUCGGGGCUCCCCUCAGGAAGCUGGGCCCAGCUGGGAUUGCCAGGGGGCACCAGGCCCUGGCAGUGGCCCCGAGCUGUCAGAGCUGGAGGGUGGAGCCGGCUGCCCAGCUGGGGAGCCCAAAGGACCCACCAGGAGGAGCAGAGAGCUGUCCUCGGGGGCCUCGCCCAGGGUCCAGCCUGAGCCCCCCCCAGGGACCUCUGCCCAGCACAGGAAGCUGACGUUGGCCCAGCUCUACCGAAUCAGGACCACCCUGCUGCUUAACUCCACCCUCACUGCCUCGUGAGUGGCCUGGCCUGGGACAGGUGGCCCAGUGUGCUGGGGGCACUAUCAUGGCGGGGAGCAGAUGGCAUUUGGGGACGGGUGUGGGAGAGGGAGCCUGAGACCAGCCUCAGCACCUGGUGAGGAGGAAACAGUGGGCAGUGGUGAAGAAGAGGCCUGAGGAUCCCGGUCGGGAGGAGAGGGUGGCUGGAGCCCCUCCGGAUGCCUUCAGCCAAGGAAGGCCCAUCUCUCCCCUCCUCUCCACUGCAGGGAGGUCUGAGCAGAGGGAGGCUCCCAGGGGUGCCACUGACCAAGGGACAGCAGACAGCACGCCUCCUGGGGUGUGCCGGCCCCUGCUCCAGCUGCUGCCUUAUGUGUGCCCCAGCCAGAGUGCUGGGCAGGACCCCUGCCACCGCCCCCAGGGCCCAAUUUGCACUUUGCCAGACUGGCUGGAAGUGGAGGAGGGCUCAGCAGAGGCCCAGGCCCAGGCUGCAGGGCCCUGUUACAGCCACCACUGUCACUAACCUGCCUGUGCCUCCGCCCCCCAGCCUAGGCAGGGUCCCUUGCCCAAUACCCCCGGAGUCACCAGCUCCAAGCCUCUGGGCUGGGCUCCAGGGCUGGGAUCCCAGGCAGCCCUUCCCACCUCCACCCUCAUCUGGCCCCAAUGGGACGGUUCCCCUGCCCUCGCCUCCCUCCCUCCCUCCCUCCCUCCCUCCCUCCCUCCCACCUACCCACCCACCCAGACCUGGGCUGGGCUCUGUGUAAAGUUGCAUAUUUAUUGAGCUUUUGAUUCUUUUAUAAAGACUUGUAUAUACUCCA